This is a messenger RNA of Epinephelus lanceolatus (giant grouper), 4133 nucleotides long. RefSeq names its product SPT2 chromatin protein domain containing 1 (gene spty2d1). Gene Ontology annotation, cellular component: nucleolus. Lineage: Eukaryota; Metazoa; Chordata; Actinopteri; Perciformes; Serranidae. Gene Ontology annotation, biological process: nucleosome assembly; transcription by RNA polymerase I. Gene Ontology annotation, molecular function: DNA binding; histone binding. The record is from RefSeq and is a predicted model, not a curated record.
UUCUGUCUUUCUCGCCGUUAGCAUGGGGCUGUUAGUUGUUAGCUGUAGUUCAGCAUUAACGUUAGUUCUUGUCUCUACCAACACCCGGCUCAACAUUAUGGCUUCGUUUUUAGUGUUUUCUCUCAGUUGGCUUUAGUCUUGCCGAUAUUUUGAUGGAUUUGACCUUAGUUUGGUGUGUUAAAUCAGUACAAAAGUUCGUCUGUCAGUCUUCUUGGUUGGCUAACAGCAGUUAACGUUGGUAAACGUAAGGUUAGCUAACGCUAACUUUGCUAGCUUGUGCUAACGCAAGCCGAUGGAGUAAAGUAGCUUCAACUGUUUGAUAUACCGUUUUCUUCUUAUGGUCUGUGUUUGAGAAAGUGUUUUCCUUUAUAGCUAGUUAAGUGCUGUUUGGUAACGCUAAAUCCCAGGCCAGCUUACCCGGUUUGUAAGGUAAACGCUAACAUUAGCUUUAGCACUCAGUCACUCCUCGUUGAAUCUUCAUUCAAACAAUCAUCUUACAUCAUCUGCUGCCAAAAUGAUGGACUUUGAUAACAUAUUGGACAUCGCCUCGCAAAACCAGGGCGUCAGCAGUAUACAGAAGAGGUACAGUCUACAAGCUGGACCACCUAAAAAGGACCCGAGGUCGAAAGGUGUGAGUGCUUCUGCUGUGCAGGCACUUUUGCAGAAGCAACGCAGUGAAAUGAAAAAGAAAGAAAUUGAAUCAAAGAAACAGAAGGAGGAGCUACUGGCCAAGAGGGUUGAGUUGAAGUCAGACCGUAAGGCACGAGCAAUGGCUUCCAGAACUAAGGACAAUUUCAGAGGCUACAAUGGCAUCCCAGUGGUAGAUGUGCCCAAGAAGAGGAGAUCAAAACAAGAAAUGCUGCAAGAAAGAUCAGCGAAUGAGGAAAGAUUUAGGAAUAACUCAGUUGACCCAGAGGAUGAUGAGGAUAAUUAUGAGUAUGAACAGUCAGAUUCAGAACCAGAGCCAGAACUGCUGAGACCUGGGAAAACUGCAGGAUUUAGUGGGAACAGUAGCAGCAAGCUCUCCUCUAAAAAACCAAGUGGGCCACCCAAGCCCCCUCCACCUCCCAUGAACUUUGCAGAUUUACUCAAAUUGGCAGAGAAGAAGCAACAUGAGCCAGUUGACGUGAAACCCAAGGUAGUUAAAAAAGAAGAAAGGCUCAGAACAGCUGAAGAGAUAAAAGAAUUGGAGAUGGAGCGCAAGGCUAAGAGACCGAAAGAAAGAGACAGUAAGUCUCAGCCAAGCUCUAGUUCAGUAAGAAAAAACAUUUCCGAGAAGGAGCAGAAGAACUACAAAAAGCAAAAAAACUCUGUGGAAAAGCCAAGUCUGCCCAGUGGGUCAGUGAAGAAGAUGCAUCCAACACCAACUAGUGACAAAGGCCACUCUUCUUCUUCCAAGCCCUCUGUUAGUGACAGAGAAAGGGACAGACCCAAGAUGUCUCACAGUGAUAGAGACAGACCCAAGACAAGCUUGUCUAGUUCAUCUGGUGCCAUUAAUAGUAAAGUUCCUUCAAAAGCCACAUUUUCUCAGGUUUCAGCCAAACAAGGGGGCCCCAGGCCCUCAUCCAGCCACAAACCCAGCACCUCAAGUGACCUUAUCCAUAAAAAAGAAAGCUUAUCAAGAGCCUCGGGUAUUCCUGGGACCAAGACCCCUGGUACAGCUGUAACAGGCCAAAGAUCUCAACAUGGAAGCUCCCAACAGACCAGGCCCAGUCAGGGUAGCUCAUUAAAGCAGGGACCUAUAGUUGGAGGCCACAAGUCUGGAAAGGGAGAACCACUAAGACCUGGUAUGAAUACUGCUCUAAAGCCAAGUGGUAAUUCGAUGAUGAGACCUUCAUCAGGCAUCCCUCCUAAGGCAGGUAGUCAUCCUCAGUCACGGCCUGGAGGCACACUCCAGGCAAAAACUGGUGGUGUCCCUCAGGCCAGGCCUGGCGGGAGUGGCCUACAGGGUCAACCCAAAGGUGGUGGAUCCCGACCUCCUGGGAGCGGACCUGGUCGGCCUGGUGGUGGAGGACCAGUGCCUGGACGACCGACUGGCAGCAUUGGAUCAGGACCUGGAAGACCCAAGUGCACUGUGGUGUCAGAGACCAUUUCAUCCAAGAAUUUUGGUGGACCCAGACCAGGAGCCCCUCCUCGGCCAGGCAUGCCACAGAGACCUGGAAUGCCACAGAGACCUGGGAUGCCACCCAGACUGGGAAUGCCACCUAGGCCGGGAAUGCCACCCAGACCGGGAAUGCCACAGAGACCUAUGAUGAACAGACCACCAGGUCCGAUGUUACCACCUAUCACUUCGGCAUACAAGAGGAAAUACGAGGAUGAGGAAGAAGAGUAUGACCCAGAAAUGGACGAUUUUAUUGAUGACGGAGGUGAUGAGCCAGAUGACAUUUCCAGGCACAUAAGGGAAAUCUUCGGUUACGAUCGAAACAAAUACAAAGAUGAAAGUGACUAUGCACUUAAAUUCAUGGAGAGCAGCUGGAAGGAUAUGCAGAAGGAGGAGGCCAGGAGCUUGAGAAUGGCUGUGCAGGAAGAUCUGGAGGAGGAGAAAAGAGAAGAAGAGGAGCUGAAAAGGAGAAAUGUCAAGAGGAAAAAGAAGAACUGAAAAGAACUUUGUGGUUAAGAUGAAUAAAAGAAACUGUCUCCUGAAAGGUGGAGACAGAGGGUCGGCCAUCCUUAACACCUGAAACCAAGUGACUGUGUCCACCUUGGCCUCUGUUGCUGUCUCUCUGCUUCUCUCCUUAUGUUCGGACAAAAACUGAGUGGAGUGACUAAUGACGAUGGCUUCAGAGGAGAGGAGAAGAGUGUCGGUUCAAGACAACCUGAAAAAGUCAAAGACAAAUAUGCACAAAUCAUUCAGGCAUUAGUUGACAAAAAAAUCUCACACUUUCCCUGUUAUAUUAUUUAUUUCCCCCACCAAGUGCAGGGUUUACACUGUCAACAGCCCCUAUUUCUUAAGAGCAUCUGAGCUUCAAAGAGAACUAUUAAUAUGAAAGAGUGAUUUUUUUUUUUUAGACAAAGACAUAUAAUGUCAUGUGUUGAUAAAAUGCUAUUUUUCAGCAGAAGUUGUUGCAUAUUUUUCCAAACAAACUGAUUGUAAAGGCGGUUACGUAUGCAGAAAACAUUACCACUUGAUGUGCUGUGUGUUUCUCUUAAAGGGAAUUACAGAAAUGAUUUAUUGAAGCGUUUAAUUGUGUAGUUUUAUGUCAGUUUUCUCAGAGUAUGACAAUCUUAGUAAUAUAUACAUGACUUGGGUACUAUCACUAGUACAAAUAUCAUAAAAAUGGUAUGAAUUUUAGUCAGUUAUUAUUCUUUCGCUAUAUAUUGUGUGUUAUGUUUUUUUUUAAAGUUGUUAAUUAUGUUAAAUGACUGUAUGUAGCCGUAAACUGACAGUAUGAACAGCAACAAGCAGCGUUAAGGCCUUUUUCUUCCUUCCUGGCUUGCCGUAAUGACGUAUCAAGUGGGAGUUUCUGUCGUUGCGCUUAGCUACUCCUGAAAGUUUGCGGAAGUUUACUCAGCAGCCAAAGUGGAAGUCAGCCGACAAGAGGGGAAAGAACCGAAACACGUGAUUUUUGUGGUUGUACUUCAAUAGAUGGACCUACGUUCAGAGAAAAUACAGCGGAUACUCUCCAAGGUCAGUUAUUUAAUAAACGAACAGUUAUGGAAAUGGUUAAACUUAAAGCUGUUUACGUAUCAGUGCCGGUUAGCAUAGCAGGCUAGUUAGCUAAAGCUACUGUCGGGCUUCACCAACUGGCAGAACCAGCUCUGUUACUUGCCAUGUCCCGGAGGAAUAACACAGAAAUAUGACAUAGUGAAAGACGAAAACGAAGUGCUAGCUAGCAUUUUUACAAAACAAGCUAAUGAUAGAGAGCCAUGAUAAAUGUAAAAUCACUGCCAUGGGCUGUUUGACCCCUCAGUGCUGCGUUAUGUUAUUGCUAAAGGAAUUUACAUAAUUGUCCAAACACCCAUGGGUUACAACUGAAAGCUAAUCUGUUGCCCUUUGUCAUACUAUGUGCUGAUAAAGUAGCCAAAACAAACAUGUAUUCCAGUGUUGCUGGUGAAUGUUAGUGACCAGUGUUGAAUACAGCUCAUUUGUGUGAUGGCAAGCAGCAUAAUAAAAUCCUGAAUGCUUGACUGAA